Lycium ferocissimum is the source of this 964-nucleotide messenger RNA. RefSeq names its product cysteine-rich repeat secretory protein 38-like. The record is from RefSeq and is a predicted model, not a curated record. NCBI's taxonomy places the organism in Eukaryota, Viridiplantae, Streptophyta, Magnoliopsida, Solanales, Solanaceae. The transcript has a single exon. Bases 39 to 773 code for a protein of 244 amino acids.
UUUUAUACCAUAGUACCAUACUCAUUUUCUCUCAAAAUAUGGCUUCCUCAAAGUUAAUCUCUUGUCUAUUUUUUCUUUCAUCCAUUACAAUUCUUGCACAAACAGUGAUUUCAACAAAUCCACUCUUCCAUUUUUGUUCAAAAUCAGGAAAUUUCACAGCCAAUAGUUACUAUGCACAAAAUUUGAAAAAUCUCUUAGGUGAUCUCUACUUAAAAACUCCCCUAACAGGGUUCUCAACUAGCUCAAUUGGCCAAAAUUAUGAUAAAACAAAUGGACUCUCUCUAUGCCGCGGUGAUGUUUUAAGUGAUGAUUGCAAGUCCUGUGUAUUAGAUGCUAGUGAAGAACUUGGAAAACGUUGUCCUUAUGAUAAAGAAGCCAUCAUAUGGUACGAUAAUUGUCUUUUGAAAUAUUCCGACAAAGAUUUUCUAGGAAAAAUUGAUAAUACGUACAAGUUUUACAUGUGGAAUGUUCGCGUUGUUAGUAAGCCUGAAUAUUUCAAUGCAAAGACUAAGGAGUUGUUGGGAAACUUAGCUGAAAAUGCUUAUAAAAAGAAGAAUUUGUAUGCAACUGGAGAGACAAAGAUUGAAGAAAAUAAGAAAUUGUAUGGAUUGGUGCAGUGUACAAGAGAUCUUACUAAUGAGGAUUGUAAGAAGUGUCUUGAUGGUAUUAUUACUGAACUUCCAAGUUGUUGUGAUGGAAAAGAAGGUGGACGAGUUGUUGGUGGGAGUUGUAACUUUAGAUAUGAAAUUUAUCCUUUUAUUAAUACUCCUUAGAACUUAAGAAAAUAUAUACCAUAUUGCUAAUUAUAAUGAUCAAUGCAGAUGAUAUAAUAUGGAGGACUUGAACUAAAAAUCCUAUAUUGAUGUAAUUUAAUUUGAAUAGCUUGUACUUCUUGAGCUCUUGUUGUUGCAUUAUUAUUUGCUUUAUGUAAGGUGAAUAAAGAAUGGACAAAUAUGUUUCGUAA